Molecule: messenger RNA, 879 nt
Organism: Alternaria arborescens
Lineage: Eukaryota; Fungi; Ascomycota; Dothideomycetes; Pleosporales; Pleosporaceae
Exons: 2
Coding region: 1-879 (292 amino acids)
Source: RefSeq, a predicted model, not a curated record
AUGACGAAAGUCAACUUCACCCUCCCACCGGCAGCCAACAAAGUCACAUCGCUCUUCCAAUCCAAGAAAAAUGUCCCACCAGUUUUCAAUCAGCCACUCAAUACUAGUUCAUGCCCGCAUCAUCGUAUUGCAAGGCUACUGUAUAGUGUCUUCCUUUCCUUGUUACUCAUAAUCGCCAUUCCAGUCAUCACGCUCAAGGCGUUGACCUACAGCUUCAUCGAAGACAACCGUCGGACGGGAUUCACCUUCCAAACCACAAGAAAAGAUGGCGAGCCAGGCGACGCCAUCAUUAUGGCCGCUCUACCGAGAAUGCUCUACGCAAUACCAGCCAAGUUGGCCAUUAUCGCUGCUACCCUUAGUAUAUGUCUGGCUGCAGCACACCUCGGACUCGUAGUCACGGACUGGAAAAUGGGCAAGCGGACACAAUCAUACGCCUUCCGUCGCAACAUAAUGUUCCUGCACAUCACCAACGCCAUCCUCGUUCUCUUCGCUCUAGUCUCCAUCUUCGUCACCCACAAAAACACCUCGCAUUUCCGCGAGGGCUUCGUCAACUUCCGCGCUUCUCGCAUGAACGAUACAGCUGCAACCCAAGAGACCUUCUUUCGCUAUAACUUUGGUACUUUCGAUCUCGAGACUUGGGCGUGCGAACUGCAAGAUGUUGGAGGUGCUGCCAUGGUGCGAGAGGAUUACAGUAAGCAAUGCGCAGUUGAGGUUGCCGGUCGUGCCGUCAUGGUGCCUUUUGUGGUCAUUGCUUGGGCUGUGGCUGCAGUCGGCCUUUGGGGCUUUGUGGGAGGCGGACGCAGAGGGCCAGAUGGUGAGCGUAUGAAGACUGAGGAAGUCGGCCUUGAAAUGGGUAAGAUGAAUGCUACGGACGACUGA